Molecule: messenger RNA, 753 nt
Organism: Closterium sp. NIES-65
Lineage: Eukaryota; Viridiplantae; Streptophyta; Zygnematophyceae; Desmidiales; Closteriaceae
Source: the annotation of a GenBank genome assembly
AUGAAUCUGGCUUCCAUUGUAGAGCAUGUAUUUCCUUUAUCUCUCUCUCUCUCUCUCUCUCUCUCUCUCUCUCUCUCUCUCUCUCUUGCUUCCACGUCUCGGUUCUCUAUCUUUGCAUCUCUCUCCCCAUCUCCCCCCGCAUUCUCUCUCUCUUGCUCUGCCGCAUUCUCUCUCUCGCGCUCUGCCGCAUUCUCUCUCUCGCCCUGCCGCAUUCUCUCUCUCGCUCUGCCGCAUUCGCUCACUCUCGCUCUUCCGCAUUCUCUCUCUCUCUCUCUCUCUCUCUCUCACUCUAUCGCAUUCUCUCUCUCGCCCUGCCGCAUUCUCUCUCUCGCUCUGCCGCAUUCGCUCACUCUCGCUCUUCCGCAUUCUCUCUCUCUCUCUCGCUCUGCCGCAUUCUCUCUCUCGCCCUGCCGCAUUCUCUCUCUCGCUCUGACGCAUUUGCUCACUCUCGCUCUUCCGCAUUCUCUCUCUCUCGCUCUUCCGCAUUCUCUCUCUCUCGCUCUGCCGCAUUCUCUCUCUCUAGCUGCCGCAUUCUCUCUCUCUCGCCCUGCCGCAUUCUCUCUCUCACUCUGCCGCAUUCGCGCACUCUCGCUCUUCCGCAUUCUCUCUCUCUCUCUCUCUCUCUCUCGCUCUGCCGCAUUCUCUCUCUCGCUCUGUUGCAUUCUCUCUCUCUCUCCUUCUCUCUCUCUCUCUCUCUCUCUCUCUCUCUCUCUCUCUCUCUCUCUCUCUCUCUCUCAAGCAGUCAUGUAUUGA